Messenger RNA from Capsicum annuum, 528 nucleotides. Its product is annotated as cytochrome P450 CYP736A12-like. The transcript has a single exon. Bases 1 to 528 code for a protein of 175 amino acids. The record is from RefSeq and is a predicted model, not a curated record. Gene Ontology annotation, molecular function: monooxygenase activity; heme binding; oxidoreductase activity, acting on paired donors, with incorporation or reduction of molecular oxygen. Lineage: Eukaryota; Viridiplantae; Streptophyta; Magnoliopsida; Solanales; Solanaceae.
AUGUUACCAUCCUUGUACGUAGCACUUCUUUCAUUUCUCGUGGGUCUUCUCCUACACUUCAUCCGCCUCCGAUGGAGGCCGCCACCACACCGGAGACUUCCUCCAGGCCCACGAGGCCUCCCGAUAUUCGGCAAUCUCCACAUGUUGGGUACCCUCCCUCAUCGUACCCUCUACGACCUUUCCAAAAAUUACUGUCCGAUAAUGUUCCUAAAACUCGGAAGUAUUCCCGCAGUGAUAGUUUCAUCGCCGGAAACCGCCGAGCUCAUACUGAAAACCCACGACUCCGUUUUCGCGAGGCGGCCAAAGAUUAAGGCGAUAAAAUACAUAAGUGACGGUUCUAAGGGUUUAGCCUUUGCACCUUAUGGUCCACAGUGGCGUAAUGCUCGGAAAUUCUGCACCCAAGAGCUGCUGACGGCGGAGAAAAUCGGGUCUUAUGGGGGGAUGAGGAAAGAGGAAAUUGGCAUUUUGGUGCAGCAGCUGAAGGUGGUGGGGGGUGAAGUGCUGGAUUUGGGGGAGAAAGAUUGGUGA